CAUGAUUAUGUAGAAGUCCUCCGAUAACAUGUACUAGCAUGUGCUGAUCACCCCGCCUGAAGCUACCCCGCCAACCGUCAACACCUCGAUCCGACCCGAAGCUCUGCAACCCAGCUCCGACAAUGCCACGACGACCAUGACGGACGAUGCCCAGCAGGCCGAGAGCUACUACUUCACCCACGAGCCGCCGCCGAAAGACCUUGGCACCAACACGACACUCGCGCGCGAGUUCAUCCACCGCCAUGCCGACGAGGGCCGACGCGUGGUGCUCGUCACCUCAGGCGGCACCACAGUCCCGCUAGAAACGCAGACAGUGCGCUACAUCGACAACUUCUCGGCCGGCACGCGCGGCGCCACGAGCGCAGAGUACUUUCUGCAGAAUGGCUACGCGGUCAUCUUCCUGCACCGCCAGUUCUCGCUGCUGCCGUACUCGCGACACUACUCGCACAACACACGCUCGUUCCUGGACUACAUGAAAGAAGAGGAUGGGCGCGUGGUGGUCGACGAGCAGCACCAGGAGGAGAUGCUGCGCGUGCUGCGGCAGUAUGCUGAGGUGAAGCGCGAGAACAAGCUGCUCAUCCUGUCCUACGUCACUAUCACCGAGUACCUGUGGAAUCUGCGCGAGGUGGCCAAGCUCAUGCGUCCGCUGGGCCCGAAGGCGAUUUUCUACCUCGCUGCCGCGGUGUCUGAUUUCUUCGUCCCGCAGGACCGCAUGGUCGAGCACAAGAUUCAGUCCAACGAGGAGUUCCUGCAGGGCGCCGCGGACGCGGGGAAUAGCAAUGCGAAGACGCCCGCGGCGCGCACAGAAGGCAGGAGUCUGGUCAUCGACCUAGAGCCCGUGCCCAAGUUCCUGCAGUCCCUCGUCGACGGCUGGGCGCCCGAGGCUAUGAUUGUGAGCUUCAAGCUGGAAACGGAUCCGUCGAUGCUGGUCAAGAAAGCGCAGUAUUCGCUCAACAAGUACUCGCACCACCUCGUCAUUGGCAACUUGCUGCUCACGCGCAAGUGGGAGGUUGUGUUUGUGUCUGCGCUCGAUGGCGAGAAGUGGAUUCGUGUGCCGCAUGGUCGCAGGACGAAGAGCUUCACUGGUGUGCCGGCGCUGGUGGGCUCUGCUGAUCUGUCUGCGAGGCAGGAUGGGCUGGAUGCUGGGGAGUCGGAGAAACGCGUCCUGCAGGGUGAGCCGGCGCUGGAGAUUGAAUCUGUUAUUGUUCCUGAGAUUCGCGAGAUGCAUAGUAUACUUAUAGAGAAGGCGCGGAAGAGAGCUGGGGGUCAGUAGCUUGUUGUGUGAUGGACUGGGCUUGUGGGGAGGUGAUGAGAGAUGAAUAGAAGGAUGUGGAAAUGGCAGAUGAAUAGAGAUGUACAUGUAUUUUACUUCUGUUCGUUGGUGAAUGUUGACGUUUGGGGAACAUUACCAUGUCCCGUCGUGCACCUGUUAGGCGAUUCAAUGGAGACGUAGAAGAUGG
This is a messenger RNA of Dothidotthia symphoricarpi CBS 119687, 1460 nucleotides long. Its product is annotated as phosphopantothenate-cysteine ligase-like protein. Gene Ontology annotation, biological process: coenzyme A biosynthetic process. Gene Ontology annotation, cellular component: cytoplasm; nucleus. The transcript has a single exon. Gene Ontology annotation, molecular function: phosphopantothenate--cysteine ligase activity. Lineage: Eukaryota; Fungi; Ascomycota; Dothideomycetes; Pleosporales; Dothidotthiaceae. Bases 137 to 1273 code for a protein of 378 amino acids. The record is from RefSeq and is a predicted model, not a curated record.